AUGCGGAGGUUUCGCGGACUCGAACGUUCGUUGAGAUGUCGUGAUUCGAUAAUCGCCGAGUUGGCGCCCGGCGCCAGGGAAGCGGUGUUGAGUAGGUUGUUCGCGGAGUACUCGGGCUCGCCUGCGAACUCGCCGAGUCCGGGGAGGGUGCUCGACGCGAUCGCGCCGGUGAGUGAUGAGUCGGAUCGAGCGGGGAAAACGUGGGAUUGGCGCACAGAUGCGUCGGAGUGGGAGCUAAAGUCUCUGACCACGGCGCUGGGUUUGCCGAGCGUGGGAUCGCGCCUGGAGCUCGUGGCGGCGGUGCAGAAGCAGUUGAAUGAUUUAGCGGAGCCGGCCGAACAGCUCAGCGUGUCACUGAAUAAGUUGGCGAGAAUCAUGAAUAAUAACGAGCGGACGCCGGCGCUGCGACUGGGGAGUGGUGACGAUAUCAGGUUAGCACGGGCGAAGGUGCUCACACUGAUGGAGCUCGCGAGGGCGCAAGCCCAGCGAGUUCUAGAUGUGGACCCGUUCAAGGCGAUGCAGAGCCGCGAGCUCGGGCCGUGUGUGUUGGAUUUAGCGUAUCUUUACAUGGAUUUCGUACAUGCGGCGUUCGACACGAUGAUGCCCUUGCUGCGCGCCGAGGCUGUCGGCGCUCUCGAGGCGGGAACGCACAUGACGCAGCAGCUCAACCGCUGUAUGUUUCUCAUAUUCAAAGUCAUCGGCACGUCCACGAACGAGGGUAAUCUGUAUGAUCCACGAAGAGCGGGGCGCUUUUUGAUUGAACUGGGCAAACUCCGUCGAGCUUGGCGGAUGAACUGUGGCUUCAUUCAGAGUUUGAACGACAACUUCGAAGAAAUCGUCAAGGGCUUGGACAACUCGAUGGACGGUGAUGAUUCCGAUGGUAAUACCGGCGCCAUCGACCCGGAUCACAUCAUUCAGUUAACGCCGCUUGCUCUGACGGAGCUGCACGAGAGCUACCACGGUCCGCCGACGCACACAUUGAGCACGUCAAGAGAUGAUACUAAUUCAGGCUCGCCGGCGUCGUGGUCUGCUGUUUGGCAAGCGGUGAGUGGUGCGAGUUCACCGGCGAGGCACAUCGUUCGUGAUGCGUCAACAGGUGAUGUGGAUCAAGUCGUGCAUAUUCGUGACACCGACAUGAGGGAGGUGAGAAUGAGCGGUAGCGACGCUCCUCGCGGUUCGGAUGGCGACGAAGGGACGUUUGAUGACGCUGUUCCGCUGAACAACGCACUGGAAGCUUUUGAUCAGGAGCGUCGACGCGACAACGUGAAUGCGUCGUCGUCGUUAGCGAACUUUGCGCUGCGGGCGCGUCGUUUUGAAAUGCUGCCCUUUCGACGAAUGAUGAACGCAAGUCACGAUGCUCCCGGAACAUUCGUGCCGUCAGCGUCCGCUACUGAGAUUAGUCUUAGUCAGCUUCCGGGAGGGAUCCCAGGAGUGGGUAAUUCGGUUGCGAACCAAGUGGAGGAAGAUAUUCGUCCCACUCACUUGAUGGAAUGGAUGCAUCAGUCUAACCUGGAUGCUCCGGCUGUUCGGGCGGCUGGAACUGAUGAUUCCGACAUGGCGGCUGAUCCUGCGGAGGCGCGCAUGCACGCGUAUCGUCUUGCAUCCAGCACCCGAGUGCAUGCCCGUCUGACUUUCACGGAGCGCGGUCACCCCGUGCGUGUGCCAGCGACGAGCGCUAUCGCGCAGCCUGUGAGUCAAGCUCGUUUACGUGAGGCCACUAGCAUCACGCGUCUCGUCACGAACCUUUCAACUCGACUUCGCUCGGUGUCGACGCCUUUACUCGACACUGGCAAGAGCAAGACGAAAUCACCGAACACCAUCAAGUUAUUUGAACACAUCGCGCGGUGGGAGUUACUCGGGUACUCUAACUCGAAGGAACUGUCACAGCUCGGAUGCAGCAAACCGGUUCUUCUGUGCGAACGUCUCGCCAAGCAGUCCGCGAUGGACGGUCGUUGGUGCGCCGUGUUGGGUCGUGCGCUGACUGUUCAUUGCAUGCCUAUGCAGAUAUGCAUCAUGAAUGGCCUUGUGAGCGAAGUCAAUGGCGAGUUUCACGCACUGAAUGCCCCUGCCUCCAUGUUUUGUACCGCCGUGACGGUGGUCUUGCGCAUGGUUCUGCAAGCGUAUCUCGAGGGAGGUCAAGUUCCGAAGUUGCGUGCUGAGAAUUGGUGGAAGACUUUGGCUCAUCUUGGUGACGUGCUCAUCUGUUGGGGCACAGGGGCGAAUGGUAUAAGUGCAACGUUUCCAAACAAUGGUAACGCAGGUCGUCAUGAGAUGAGUGACGUGGUUUCACAAGCUAUUCUUGCCGGGCUCUCCAUGGAAGACAGCGAGUUCCCUCAGUACACUUUCGGCAAGCUGUUUGCGCUUGUGGCGCCGCAGCUUCUGCACGAUUUGGCUGACGCUAACGUAUCGCCAACGGUGGUUGAUUCCGUAAGUGGGCUGUGUUUCAUGUUUGCGCGCAUCAUAUGCGACGCGGCUAAGGACGAUGGUCGCUGGGUUGAGUCAAUUGAGGUUUCACAAGCUACGCUUCCCGCUCAGCUGCGAAAAAGUCUCGCUGAGACUGCCGCAUGGGCCAAGCAAGUCAGAUCGACUGUUGAGAACGCUGGAACAGCGUGUGAAGGAUACAUGAACAAGACAGUGUACACUCCUAGCGACGAGCCCGUUGUUUCUGGCAUGGAAUUCCUUUCGAGAGCGAAUGCGCGUAAGGGCGUUCGGCUCGGGGUACUCCUCGCUCUUUGUGCAGCCAUCUCACAAGUCUCUGGCAAAAGAGUCAAGUCCAGCUCAAGUGUGGUUGUUCCGAUAGAUGACGAGGUCGAGGUGAAACAAGAAGACAAAUGCCGAGAAAAGACGACGAAAACGACGAGAAGAAUCACUCGCUCAGAGAAUGUCGUGGAUCUUGAUCCUGUUGUUGCCGCUCUGAACGACUGUGUGAGCUCUCUCGCGUGCAUCGCCACACCAAUGGCCAUAUUAGGAUGGGCGUUUGACGGCGGGAAUAAAGGCAUUCGAGGAGGAUUGAACUUGUUAGGAAAUUCGCGUUGGUUGAGCGAAACGCAAGGUGAAUUUCCCGUGUACAGCCCGGUGCAGCAAAUUGUUGACAUGACUCAACUGCUUUUACACUGCUUUGCUGAGCUGCGACCGAGUGGUACGUCGGCAUCCAACGCUGUGAACGCGUUGCUUACCGAUCCGAAAUGGCACAAGACGUUUUCAAUGUUCCAAGCGGUUUCACCGAAUAUGUUCUAUUUCGGAAGCUCUCUUGAUUUGAUCGGAGCGUCCGCGGAUGUGUUCCCGCACGCGUUCAAAAUAUCCCGUCUCAGGAAAGAUCUCAAACGCCAUGCCGCUGAAUUUCAGAAUGCAUCUUCCAUCUCGAUGGUUUUAGAUCGAGCUUCACCGUGUCAUUCCGCUUGGCGAGCGAUCAAUUCUUUAUGUCGUCGAGCUCUCGUCGGAAGAUCGUUGAACGCGUCGUUUGAAGGCGAAGACGGCCUGGGAGAUGGCGUCAACCGCGAAGCACUACAAAUCCUGGUCGACACUCUCGCUCGCGGCGCGCCGAACAAGCCAGGCGAGGCUGUUUUGUGCGACAUGCCGUCCUAUGGGCAAGGAACGAGCGGUUUUUUGACGCUUCGGCCCGACGCACCUCUUCCUGCGGCUAUGUUUUUUGGCAAGGUGAUUGGUCUGAUCAUCUCAAGUAACGUCAACGUCGUCCUGCCCUUGGCACCGUGGAUUUGGAGCGCGCUCCUCGGUAAGAGGGGGACGUUAUCACAACUUGCGGCCGUGGACGAAGAAUUCGGUCGUACUCUAAUGACGCUCAACACGCAUUCCAUCUCCCACCAGUCGAACAAGUGGGUGGCUAUGUCUGAGUUGAAUUUUGUGCGCACUGUGCGUUUGCCAAACGGAGCAUUGUCCGAAUUUGAGCUUGUGCCCGGAGGACGAGACAUCGCUGUCACCGACGCCAAUCGCAAGCAGUUCGUUCAAACGUACGCGUGGAGUUCGAUGGAAAUGGUGAAUGGUGAGAGUAUUGAGACGGUGGCGCAAGCCGCUCGAAAGGGCGUGUGUGACGUCAUUCCCGCCGAGUUGUUGUCUUCUCUGUCGCCCGUCGAUCUCGAACGUAUGGUCUGCGGUCUGCCAAAGAUCUCGAUCGAAUCGUGGAGGAAAGCAACAAUAUAUGAACCCAAAGUGGCGAGCCCUGAAGAAGAGCGACGCGUCGAGUGGUUCUGGCAAGCCAUUGAAAGUUUUUCAUCCUCCGAUCAAGCGUUACUGUUGCACUUUUGGGCGGCGUAUACGCAUCUUCCGCACAGCGGAUUCGAAGGUCUCAACUUCAAGGUUCGAUUCGAUGAUAAACUAUCCACGGAUCACCUCCCGAUGGCUCAGACGUGCUUCUUGACGCUCCGAAUUCCCAAAUACGUGAGCGCCGAGCAGUUUUCGAUGCGACUCCUGCACGCAGUGCGCACCGGAUCGAGCGGUUUCGGCUUCGCCUGA
Messenger RNA from Ostreococcus tauri, 4470 nucleotides. RefSeq names its product HECT. The record is from RefSeq and is a predicted model, not a curated record. The transcript is spliced from 2 exons. The coding region runs from base 1 to 4470 and encodes 1489 amino acids. Gene Ontology annotation, biological process: proteasome-mediated ubiquitin-dependent protein catabolic process; protein polyubiquitination; positive regulation of protein catabolic process. NCBI's taxonomy places the organism in Eukaryota, Viridiplantae, Chlorophyta, Mamiellophyceae, Mamiellales, Bathycoccaceae. Gene Ontology annotation, molecular function: ubiquitin-protein transferase activity.